CUCAAGUUUGCCUCUGCCUGAAAAGCACCCCUCCUCUACCUUAUUUCACUUUUUUAGCUGCCUACCCCCCGCCCUCCAUUUCCCCUCAAGCUCACUCUGUGCGACUCAGUGACUACCACUUUUCUGCGAGGGCACCGCCUCCAUUUUCUCACUGGCUCUUUCGUUCCCUCAUCCCUGACGCUGAGCCCUCCUUUCCUUUCCCCACCCCUAUCUUUCUUCACUGAAUAUCUCUUCAUUGCUGGCUGCACAGUCUGCUCAUAGCCAAAGGACCCCUCUCACACUGAUCCAAGCUUUAAACCUGACCUUUUCCCUGGAAAACUCAGACAUUGCUCCAGAGGACCUUAUUGCUCAAACCUAAAGGUAAUCCUGCUCCAAAUCCUUUAACCAAAGGAGAGGUGUGACACUCAGGAGCAACAGGACUUGAACCUGGUCAUCAGCGCAUCUGUAGUGUUUCCAUCACUGCGAAGGCCUGCUUGUGAACAGCAGCUCUGCGGAUUCCAGCCACAAAUAUGACUCAAAGCAAUGGAGAGAAUCCACAGAGGAGCCGCAGUGGUCUUCACCAAAUCCGAGCCGGGAUCCAGUCCAGGUCGCUGCUCGCCAAGAAGAGAGUGGAGAAUAUCAAGAAGGACGAAGUGAAGGGGUUCUUCAUGAAAAAUGCUUUUGUCAUUCUAACCAUCACUGCUGUUAUCACAGGUAUAAUCCUGGGAUUUUCUCUGCGUCCAUACAAACUGUCUUACCGUGAAGUGAAGUACUUCUCCUUUCCUGGAGAGCUGCUGAUGAGAAUGCUCCAGAUGCUGGUGCUGCCAUUGCUGGUCUCGAGUCUUAUCACAGGUAUCGCCUCUCUGGAUAGACGGGCUUCUGGUAGGAUGGGCGUGAGGGCAGUGAUCUACUACACCACCACAACUGUGAUUGCUGUGUUCAUCGGUAUAGUCAUGGUGCUUAUUAUUCACCCUGGAAAGGGAUCCAAGGACGAGUUCACCAAGCAGCAACAGAUAGAGCAGGUCAGCCCUGCUGAUGCCUUUCUGGAUCUUAUCAGAAAUAUGUUUCCUCCAAACCUUGUGGAAGCUUGCACCAAACAGUUCAAGACGCAUUAUGCCAAGAGAGUGAUCCAUGUAACUGUUACGGUGAACGACACAAUAUUCCUCCAAAAUGGCAGCCAGCAAAUAGCCCAAGAGGAGAUGAUUCCAGUGCCAGGAUCAGUGAAUGGGAUUAACGCCCUGGGCUUGGUGGUGUUCUCCUUGUGCUUUGGUCUGAUCAUUGGGAACAUGAGGGAACAAGGACAACCCCUCAGAGACUUCUUUGACUGCCUCAAUGAGGCCAUCAUGAGGCUGGUCGCCAUCAUAAUGUGGUAUGCCCCUGUUGGUAUUUUGUUCCUCAUUGCUGGUAAAAUUGUGGAGAUGGAUGACAUUUCAGCCAUGGGCGGCCAGCUGGGAAUGUAUACAGUAACCGUCAUUAGUGGCCUGCUCAUCCACGCCAUCAUAGUCCUCCCAACGCUCUACUUCAUUAUCACCAGAAAGAAUCCCUUUCUAUUCAUUGCUGGGCUGCUGCAAGCACUUGUUACUGCCCUUGGAACAUCUUCUAGCUCUGCCACAUUACCCAUCACUUUUAAAUGCCUGGAGGAAAACAACAAGGUAGAUAAGCGCGUGACCCGUUUUGUUCUCCCUGUCGGAGCCACCAUAAAUAUGGAUGGAACAGCUUUAUACGAGGCCCUGGCAGCCAUCUUUAUUGCACAGGUCAAUGAUUAUGACCUUAACUUUGGACAGAUUCUCACCAUCAGUAUCACAGCCACGGCAGCCAGCAUCGGUGCAGCUGGAAUACCUCAGGCAGGCCUGGUUACCAUGAUCAUAGUGCUAACAUCUGUAGGUCUUCCCACAGACGACAUCUCACUGAUCAUUGCUGUUGACUGGUUCCUUGAUCGAUUGCGCACCACCACCAACGUCCUUGGUGACUCCAUCGGAGCUGGCAUCGUAGAACAUUUGUCUCGCCACGAGUUGAGAGUCAAUGACCUAGAGUUGGGCAACCAGAUGGUUGACCAGCCAGAGAAAAAGCCAUACCAUCUAAUUUCCCCAGAGAACGAAUAUGAGAAUGAGAAGCCCACUCCAGAUGACACUAAAAUGUAGUGGCAAGAUUUCUACCCUUUCUCUGAUAAGACCUCUUGAAUUCCCUCAAGAAAGGGUUUUUUUUUGUUUUGUUUUUUUUUAAUGCAAUUAUAUGUCCUGCCUGAACAUAUUUCAGGCCAAAUAAGCUCCACUAAUGUGUGACGCUCCUCUUUACUCCCUGGAGACUGGAAACAAUCUAUGGUCAUGUUGGCUGUUCUGAUGGAUACACUGUAAAAAAAAAAAAAAAAGUCUCUAAUUUAUGGUAAAAUACUGGCAACUAAACUUUAACCACCGUUGCUGGUAUUUUACCAUAAAUUAGAGACUUUUUUUUUUACAGUGUAGGACAAAGAUCCAUCCUGAGAUACAUAACUAAUGUAGCCUGGCUGCUAUUAGCUCUCUGUGGUCUUCAUUCCAUAUUUUCUACUUCGCUAGAUGUAAUGACCAACAUCAUUCACUAUAGGGAGGUAUUUCUGUUAUUUUAAACACUUAAACGCAGCUCAUCAGAGUACAUAGUAAUGACUGCUUUGAGAUUGAGGCUUUUUGUUGUUGAGUAACUGCUGAUUUAUGUGAAACCUUAACAUAUAGUUAUACUACUCUAGGUAAACUAAUGAAAUAUGUCAAAUAUCAUUCAAAUAGAAUGGUUUACCAAACUCUUUGUUGCAAAUGGGGUUUUUUCAAACCCCUGCACAAGCACAAGUGGCUUUAACUGCUUUGUACAUAAUUUAGAUUUAUUAGGGUAUGGUAUGUUCUACAAUUAGGAAUAUAUUGUUUUGGGUCUCAACUGACCAAAGCAGUAAGUGUAGCUGUAGUAGUAAUAGAAACUAUAUAUAUUUUUUGUACACAUAACCGGAAUAAGAUAUUGUCAAAUAUCCUAUGAGUGUGUUUUUGUUAUACAGCUUCCUCAACCAGUGGUUAUAGUCAAGUAGUACAAUUAAACAGCCUUUAAUAUUCAAGGUCAAUUUACCUGACUUUGCUUAGGAUGUGAUGGAUUAACCCAAGAGGUAAAGCCAUUCAUUUUUAACCAAAACUAAAACUGGGAAAAAAAGCAUAAUUUUAAUCUAAUUUUACUCAAACAUGUAAACAAUCCAAAGACUACAGUGAUGUUUUGUAGAAAACAUCUUUAAGCUUUUAUUUCUCGCAUACAAGAACAUGAAAUUUUGGGGCAUUUAAAAGAUGAAAACUGUUUUUAUAUGUGAUAAUAUGAUGCAACAUAAAUGCAUGAAAGUUUCACCAGAUUUGGAUAGUUUUAAAUAGCAAACAGAUGACAGAAUAUAAAAGAUUUUAUUCUGUGUUGCAUCGACUUUUUGUUUCUCAGCAAAAGCUGAUACUGAUUUUGUCGGAUUUAACUAUGCUCCCUGUUAAACACAUUCAUUUUCAACUGCAUUUUUAAUUUGUCUGGCUUGCUGUUUCUUUAUCAACUUAUUGAAUAUAUGGAUUUGCAUUUUCAUAGUAGAUAUUUUGUAUAGAAGAUUAUUUCAGAAAUAGUGUAUUUUUAUGAAGACCUGUAGAUAAAUAUGUAAAAGAAUUUUGGAUUCAAAUUGCAAUGUAUGUGUUUCCUGAGGACUGUAUGUAACUACAUUCUUCUUUAGCUUUACGACCAAUCUGUAAUUACACAUUUAUGGGAAUUGAAAGGUUAAUUUGUUUACAGUUGCUGGUGACUCAUUUGGUACAAAUGCUUCUUCUCAUGCAUUCACAUGCAAACAUAUUUGAUUAAAUAGCUGUAGUUUUGAUUUGCAUGAAAUAUUUUUAUUAAAAAAAUAAAUGAGCCAAUCA
Poecilia reticulata (guppy) is the source of this 3872-nucleotide messenger RNA. It is a transcript of the gene slc1a3a, whose product is annotated as solute carrier family 1 member 3a. Lineage: Eukaryota; Metazoa; Chordata; Actinopteri; Cyprinodontiformes; Poeciliidae. Gene Ontology annotation, cellular component: plasma membrane. Gene Ontology annotation, biological process: L-glutamate import across plasma membrane; L-aspartate import across plasma membrane; D-aspartate import across plasma membrane. The record is from RefSeq and is a predicted model, not a curated record. Gene Ontology annotation, molecular function: L-glutamate transmembrane transporter activity; glutamate:sodium symporter activity; neutral L-amino acid transmembrane transporter activity.